CCCCGCGGCCCUUCUAAUACCUCCUGACGCGGUCGCUCAUCGACGUAAUGCGUGCGUGCGUGCGUCACGUGCGUGCGCGCGUCUGCGGCGGCGCUGUCAUACCUCUGUCAGGGGAACGCCGCCCGCUCGGCAGUAGAAUCCUCAAGUAGGUAUUUAGAGUAUGGUAUGUUUAAAAAGCAUCAAGGUGGUCAUUAUGAGAAAAAUCAGGGUUUUAUUGCACUUCGUUGUCAUUUCCAAUUCACUGGCGCAAAUAAUACCGGAGAAGACUGAAGUUUCCCAGCUGUUUUUCAACAAAAAUCUUGGUGAAUCUUAUUGAAUUAUGAAUACAGCUGAGCUAAUGGAGGACUUGUUCUGUUUCACUCUCCGUAUCAGUGGGAGACAAUUGUUAAACCUGUGACGGCGCUGACAGCCAAGGGUCACAGUGGAUCCACCAUAGAACCAGACCUUCCAAUAGCUGUAUCACAGUGCUAAACCAGAAUUCGUCAAAAGAAUGAUGCAUUAUAAUCAAUUUUGUUGUUUUCAAAAAAUAUAUGAAUAUUUUUAAUGACAGCUGAAAUAUUUGUGUAUGACUAAUACAUAAAUCUACUUAAAAUGCUAUUUUCAUCGUUAUUAAUAUUUUUGUGUUUUAUGUGCACAUGUGUUAGUAGUUUGUGUAUGUAUUUAAAUGUAAAAAUAAAUAAUUAUACAUAUAUUGGACUGCUUGCUCAAAAUUUGUCUGCUGAUGUGUUGUAAUAUCACAAAGUGAGGAAACCACUGGCCAGAAGAAUGAAAUGAGAAGAAUAUGACAUUAUAAAAUGAUAUUAUUGACUGACAAGUUAAAUAUUACAAUUACACUUGGUAGAGAGAAUCCAUAGAGUAUAAUUCAACGGGUAUGAUUUAAUGGUUUUUAAGUGUAUUUACAGAGUUGUGCAAACAUCACCACGGUCAAUUUUAGAGCAUUUCCACCACCCCAAAAAUAAAUUUGCUGUCCAUUAACCGUCUCUUCCCAUUUCUCCCCAACCCACCAAGUCCUAGGCCACCACUAAUUUUUGUAUUUAUGGAUUUGCCUAUUCUGGAUAUGUCAUAUACAUGGAAUCACACAAUAUGUGGUCCUUUGUGACUACUUUCACUUAGCAUGAUGAUUUCAAGCUUCACCCACGGCAUAGUGUGUAUUAGUAUUUCAUUCCAUUUUAUGGCACAUAAUAUUUCAUUUUAUGUAUAUACCACAUUUUAUUUAUCUGUUCACCAGCUGAUGAACAUUUAGAUUGUUUCUACUUUUUGGCUAUAAUGAAUAAUACUGCCAUGAAUAUUUGUGUACAAGUUUUCAUAUGCACACAUAUUUUCAAUUAUCUUGGGUAGAUACAUCUAGGAGUGGAAUUGCUAAGUUAUGUGGUAACUCUGUGAGCCCUGGUGGCAAAGUGGUUAACAGCUCAGCUGGUAAUCAAAAGGUCAACAGUUCAAAUCCACCAGCCACUCCUUGGAAACCCUAUGGAGCAGUUCUACUCUGUCCUAUGGGGUCGCUUUGAGUCAGAAUCUUACUCGAUGGCAACGGGUUUGGUUUGGUUUAUGGUAACUGUGCGUUUUACUUUUUGAGGAACUAGCAUACUGUUUUCCACAGUGGCUGUACCAUUUUACAAUUCUGCCAGCAAUAUAUAUUGGAAUCGACUUGACAGCAGUGGGUAUGGGAUAUAAGAGUUCUAAUUUCUCUAUGGAAACCCUGGUGGCAUAGUGGUCAAGUACUACAGCUGCUAACCAAAAGGUUGGCAGUUUGAAUCCACCAGGUGCUCCUUGGAAACUCUAUGGGUCAGCUCUACUCUGUCCUGUAGGGUCACUAUAAGUCGGAAUUGACUUGUCGGCAACGGGGAUUUUUUUUUUUAAAUUUCUCUGUAUCCUUGCCAACACUCGUAAUUGUCUAUCUUUUUAAAAUCUCGCCAUCCUCCACCCAUCCAAACCCAUUGCCCUGGAGUCAAUUCCGACUCAUAGUGACUCUAUAGGACAGAAUAGCACAGCCCCCAAGGACACGUUCUUGUAUAUACACAAGAAUCACCUGUAUACAUGGGACCGUGUACAUGAGAUUCAUUUGGGGGAUCUUGUUAAACUGUAGAUUCAGCAUAUCUGGGUUGGAAAUGUAAAUUCUCAGCAGGUGGUGGAACCAGACCGAAUCAGUCCCAAACCCUGCUUUCCUUUCCUUCCCAUCCUCCUUGUCCCUAUUUCUCUCUGUUCCAAAACCUAAAAAAUAUUUCUAUUGGUUGCAUUUGGUUUUUAUAUUUCUUGCUUUUAAUUUUUAAAUUGAAGUUUGUUCUUUGCUUCCCCCUCCCCCUCACCUGGCCUCUUCCUCCUCUCCUUUGAAUUAAAUUAGUUUUGUCUGUCCUUGUAUUACAGAUGCUCCACCUCCCUGCCCGGUACAGGUGGUUUAGGUGAUUCCUAAUAGGAAGAAGCUCCUCCUCUGGUUCCUAGAGUCUCCUCCCAACAAAGCACCUGGUUGUUCAGGAAUGACUGGAUCAGGCUCCUCCCCUCUGGGACCUCCCCCCUCCCACAGGCACUGUAACUAGAAAAUCUCUGCCCAGAAUUCUGGGUAAACAUCAGUCUUAAUUUCCAUUUAAAGAAGCAGUUGGAAGUUCAUUCUGCUUGUUUUUCUUUCUGGAUCUCAAUUUUACAACGUUGGAGUAGAAGAAAAACCUGAAUUUAGAGCCUGGAGUCUGUUGAAGACAAUUUCAACAAAGGUAAUAUUCUCUCUCCUUUUUUUACUUUAAGCAAUAAUUUUACAAGUAGAAGAAAAAUAACUCAUUUUGAAUUGACAGCAGCUCAAGUUGAACAGCAUAAGGAGAAUGCACGUAGCAACCAGAAGAUGUAAAUGUCUGAACUAUUAUUCUGUUCGUUGAAAACAGCUAUAAAAUUUUGAUUCUUCCAAAUUUUACACAUGGUUUAUCCUUUGAAUUGUACAAAAUUCAGGUGCUUAACAAUGCACCUAUUUGGUACUGGGUCCCUUCUUUGUCAGAAUGUUCUCUACCUGUCGAUUCACAUUCCUAUUGUCUAGCACAGGGCACCUACAGAGACCAUGCUUCUUGCCUGUUUAGCUCUAUUUAUGCAGGAGUUAGGGGAAGAGAACGAAGUGCAAGGCUAGUGUGCCAGCCCCAUGCCAGUCACUAUUAAGCACUACCUGUUGGGAUCCAACUCGAUAGCAGUGGGUUUUUGGUUAUUACUACUCCGUUGUUACUGAGGAGAUACCCGCAGAAAGGUUACAUAACUGUCGAGAGUCAGACUGUUGAUAAGUAGCAGAUACAGUGAUUCCAAAGUCUGCACACUCCCCUGUGAGCAUGGGGCAUCAGAGUACAUAGUGCUGAAUAAUUAUUCUCAAGGCCGAUGAUGUUGAUAGUGGAACUAACUUUCUGUUUUAGGGUCCUGGACUGUGACUGGAGGUGGAUCACAGUCUGGUUACUUGUUGAAAGGAAUCAGAAAGCAAGAGAAAAGGACUGAAAAAGGAGUAAGCUCCUUGAAUCUACCUGUGCUCUUGAUUGCUGAAACUCCCCUUUCCCCUGACUGGGAAUCUCACUCUCUCUUAGCUUUGGAGCAACCUUGAAUCAAGGGAGAAUCUUGGCUCCUCUCCGUAUACAACACUAACAAUAAUAUUGUGUUAUUAUGAUGAUGAUUGCUUUUAACCCAAUUAAUAGUUAAAAGAGGUCAGGAAUCAACCCUCCUCUCUGUGAAAAUAAACGAAAACAUUUACACCUCAAAUAACACUAUCUUAAUCUUUUACUCAAAGUCUGAAGAGUAAUUAUGUUUUUGUUUUUGUUUUUUUUUUACCAAUUAUGCUCUGACCUUUGGACAAUGAAAAAAAAUUUUUUUAGCUUUGCUAUUCCCAAAGAUAAAAUGCAUUCACUAGCCUCAACACCUGAAAAGCAACAGGUUUUCCUUUUAGAGGAAAGAUAUACAAUGCUAAAAAUAUCUCAUUUUUAAUUAGGGACAAGGAGCAUAAAACUGUAUUUAAUUCAUUUGACAAACAACUACAAAUACUUUUUAGCUUCACAGUAUGGUCAGUGAAUAACGUAUGCACCAUUCCUGCAGACAUAACAAAUUACCUUAAAACUUAGUGGCCUGAAACAACAGAUGUUUAUUAUUUCAAUUUAUGUGGGCCAGGAAUCUGAGAGUGGUUUAGGCUUUCUUCAGGCUCUGGGUCUCUCAAAAAGCAGCAAUCAGGGCUUCAGCCAGGGCCGUAGUCCCCUCAAGACUCCAGUGGGAGAGGAUCCACCUCCUAGCUCACGCACGGGCCUUUGCACAGAGCUGCCUCCCGGGCAUGGCAGCUGGCUGCCCCCAGAGCAGAUGAUCUGAGAGGGAGCAACCAAGAAAGAAGCCAGCCUUUUAAUGACUGAAUCUCAGAAUGAUUUCCCAGUCCUUCUGCCACAUUCUAUUCAUUAGAAGCUAGUCAAACAACUCAUCCCACUCUCUGGGGGAGAUUACAGAAAGACAUGAAUACCAGCGUCCAAGUCACUGGGGUCAUGCACAAGCAGCGAAAGGGUAGAAAUAAAAACAGAUGUAAGUGAGAGAGAUAGAAAAGGACUUGGUAGAGUCAGAGCUCUGGGUCUCUUGCGUUUCAGGUUUUACAGGAAUUUAUCCAGGAAGUAAAAUUAAUUGCAGUCUUUUAAUUUAGAAAACCUGAGGAGUAGGAGAAGGUCAUGUGGGCUGUUCUCUUAAAGACUCUUUGCAGAAAUCAUGUUCUGUCUUUUUGCAGGUCAUGGGAGAUCAAGAACUACCUGGAGUUUUGGUAUCUGGAUUUGAAGGGCCACGUGGUAUAUGUGAAGACCAUGUCAGAGAUCUGCAGAAACACUUUAAUCUCAUUACCAUGCAGGAAUUUUUGGAAAAUAAAACACAAUUCAGUCAAAAGAUCCAAGCUGUCUACAUAUGGGCAGGCUGGCCAGUUAUUGACAAGGAGCUCCUAGAAAGCUUGCCCUCCUUGAAGAUUAUUGCCAAUGGAGGAGUAGGCUUAGAUCACCUAGACCUGAAGCUCAUUGCUAGCUUUGGUGUGAAGGUGGCUAACACACCACAGGCUGUCUCAAACCCCACAGCAGAUAUGGGAAUGGCCUUAUUGCUGGCUUCAGCCCGGAGACUGGUAGAAGGUCAUCAGUUGACUAUUUCUCCAGAUACAAAGAACUUUUUUAUAAAUUGGAUGGGUCAAGAAGUGACAGGGGCCACCCUGGGAAUCAUUGGCAUGGGCUCCAUUGGCUAUAAGAUUGCUCAGAGGGCCAAAGCCUUCGAAAUGAAGAUUCUAUAUCAUAACAGGACCCGCAGGAUAUUGGCAGAGGAGGAGGCAGUUGGAGCCACUUACUGUGAGCACCUGGAUGACCUGCUGCGGCAGUCGGACUUCGUGAUGUUGGCGACCAGCCUGACCCCCCGGACCCAUAACAUGAUUGGGAAGAGGGAGCUGAGACUGAUGAAACGCACGGGGAUUCUCAUCAAUGUCGGCAGAGGCCUAUUAGUUGAUCAUGAUGCCCUGGUGGAUGCUCUUCAGACCGGGAUAAUUAAAGCCGCAGCAUUGGACGUGACGUACCCUGAACCCCUGCCAAGAGAUCAUCCUUUGUUGAAGUUGAAGAACGUCACUCUGACACCACACGCUGGAAGUGCAACUCAUCAAGCCAGACGACAAAUGAUGGAAAAUUUGGUUAAAAGCAUCCUGGCUUCUCUCAAUGGCCUUCCCAUUCCUAAUGAAGUGCUUCUUAAAUGAUUUAUGUGGGCCAAGAAUUCAGUGGGAUUAAAACAUGGCAGGUUAAAUGUGAAAAUGUCACUAUUUUGUGUCUUUAUACACGCUGUUGCUGUUAAAUGCUGUCGAGUCGAUUCAAGUCAUGUGACCCCAUGUGACAGACUAGAACUGCCCCAUAGGAUUUCCUAGGCAGUAAUCAGAUCACCAGAUCUUUCUCCUUCAGAGCCACUGGGUAAGUUUGAACUACCAACUUUGCAGUUGGCAGCCAAGCACUUAACCACUGCAGCACCAGAGCUCCUCUUAUACAUGCUAGAGCUCAUUUUAUAGUUGUUCUUAGCUGCUGUUGAGUUGGUUCUGACUCAUUAUGACUCCACGUACAACAGAAUGAAAUAUUAUCUGGUCCUGUACCAUCUUCAUGGCUGUUGGUAUGCAUGAGUUCACUGUUGCAGCCAAUGUAUUUUUGGUGUCUUUCAACCUAUGGGGCUCAUCUUCCAGCACUAUUAACAGACAAUAUUAUGAUCCAUAGGGUUUUCAUUGGCCAAUCUUCAGGAGUAGAUCGCAGGGCUUUCUUUUGUCCAUCUUAAUCUAGAAGCUUAGCUGAAACCUGCUCACCUUGGGUGACUCUGCUGGUAUUUGAAACACCGGUGGCAUAGCUUCCAACAUCAUAGCAACAUGAAAGCCACCACAGUAGGACAAACUGAUGGAUGGUGGCCAUUUUAUAUGCUGGUUUGAUAUUUUUGGCUACAAAGCUUUAAGAAUAGUGACAAUAGUUAACAUUUACUGAGGGUUUGCUAAGUGCUUCAAACUCUAUCUCACUUCAUUCACACGGCAGCUUUAUGAGGGAAGUUCUGUUACUACCAUCCCCUAUCUCACAGAUGAGGAAACAGAACCCAGAGAAGUUACUACUUGUCUGAAGUCUCACAGCCUACAAAUAGCUGAAUUUAGAUUAAAACCCAGGGCUUUGUGCCCCAAGGUCUGCGGAUUUCCCAUUGAACUGUUUUGCCUUCCAUCCUGUUAAAUUCUGAUAGCUUCUUGAGUUACAUAGCGUGUGAGGAACUUUGAAUUUUGAGGUGCCAGUAGGUCUGGGGAGAUUUCAGAACUAAAAUUAAGCACUCCAUUUAGAAAUUAAACUGAGGGUUUUACUUCUACAACCCUGAUAACCAUUAGGCUUCUGUUAAAGUUUGCUGUUUGAAAAACAAAGCUCAGUUGUGCAUCUUAGGAGUGUUCCCACAACUGGCCUUAGAAAACACUGCACUGAGUUGUUAAAUUAUUAGAGGGCACUGGGUUUUAUAUAUAUAUAUAUAUAUAUAUAUAUAUAUGUUGUCUUAACUACCUUUAAGUUCUCCAGCAAGCGCCUAGGCAUUAUCUCUUUUCUCUCAGCUAAAUAAGCAGAGUUUAUUUACA
Molecule: messenger RNA, 7078 nt
Organism: Loxodonta africana (African savanna elephant)
Lineage: Eukaryota; Metazoa; Chordata; Mammalia; Proboscidea; Elephantidae
Product: probable 2-ketogluconate reductase
Exons: 5
Coding region: 4712-5698 (328 amino acids)
Molecular function (GO): NAD binding; oxidoreductase activity, acting on the CH-OH group of donors, NAD or NADP as acceptor
Source: RefSeq, a predicted model, not a curated record